Molecule: messenger RNA, 2520 nt
Organism: Lachancea mirantina
Lineage: Eukaryota; Fungi; Ascomycota; Saccharomycetes; Saccharomycetales; Saccharomycetaceae
Source: the annotation of a GenBank genome assembly
AUGGAGAUCGAAUCGAAGCUACUUUCUUUACUGGAUGCUCUUGUUCCGGCCACAGCACCUGAAGAUACGGCACAACGUCUAACGAUUGAGGCCAUGGCUCUUUUAAAGUCGUCAAAUGUUAGCUCUGAUCAAGUGAUGAGAAUAGUGCGAAGUAAUGAAACGAAAACUGAUUUGAGUGCACAGAACAACGUACAGUGGCGAAAAGUAGAAGCGAUUUUACAGAUGGCAGCCGGUUUGCAAGACAUGCAAGAAAUGUCACAAUACUUAACGUUUAUGGAAAACAUGAUGAUGCGUUCACCUGUACCGAAAAGAGCAAAUAUCUAUGGCUACCCGCUGAACCGACAAUUGCUGGAAACGCACGAUGGGUUUUUGGGCUCACCCCAACCUUUAGGCUCUUAUGCCGAGUCUUUCGAAAACAUAGAUAAAUUGUCGGAUCGUAGAUCUAUGAUUUCAUCCGCGUUGCAUCAAGACGAUUCCAGAGCUCAAAAUGAGGUGACUUUGUCUUCUUUGUCUUCCGCAUUUUUCAGCACCAUAGUAAAUGAAGCCGAGAUACUAAGGUAUCUUCCCUAUACGCUUCUGGGCACUACGUCAACUCUUUUUCUUAUGGAAAACGGCAAGAUUUCGAUACCAAGCAACAUUCCAAAUGGUGAGAGUGGGAUUUUACAUCUAAUAUUUGAGGGAGCUUUACUGUAUCAGUCUCUUCGUGACAGCCUUGAAAAAUACAAGAAAACUGAGCAGCUCUCUCCCCUCAAAGUGUCAUUUUUAAGCCAUAUCGCAGAAGAAUUGAGCAAUUACAUGGCUUUCGUAAAUCAGACUUUCAAUAGGUUGCGAAAUGGCACCCUUAAAGCUUUUUAUAUCGAGUUCAUCGAUUAUAUUUGCGAAUUUCGAAUUUAUCACAAACUGACGCGAAACCUGGACGGUGUAUGCGGGGCUGAUCUACUCUCAGAACUGUACAUACUGACUAGCCAUGGCGAUCAAUUUGUAAGUCUUUUGGCCAAAAAACUUUUCGAUAAGCUUGGUGCCCUUUAUUUUGAAUACCUUGUUAGCUGGCUAACAAAGGGUCAAUUGAGUUGCCAUUCGGAGUUCUUCGUUCAAAAGAAUCCUGAUGAUAGCUUGAUGGGAUUGCCUUACCAAUUGGUCAAUGAAAAAGUGCCGACCUUCAUUCCUUCAACAAUUUCAAAGGAGGUUUACAUGAUAGGCAAAACAUUUGUCUUUCUCGAGAAAUUUUGUGGGGAAAUACAUUGGAUUAAUAGCCUAUCAACAGAGUAUCAUCAGAAAUACCGCAAGUUAAACAAUUUCGCUGUGAAUGAGGAUUUGUUUGAACUGAUACAUUCCCAGCAUGCAAAGAUCAAUCACUUUUGCAGAAGCAUUUUAGAAAAGAAGUUCUUUUUACGGGAAAUCCUGAGCAUUUUAAAAGAUGUUUUGUUGAUGGGUAGAGGCGAUUUCAUCGAAGUCAUGAUGCAGGGAUGUUCCUCCUCAUUCGAUCAACCCUCUAAUAUGUUACCAAGUUACCGUCUGACGAGAUGUCUGCAAGACUCAAUAAGACAAUCGUCUCUACGAAAUUUACUUGACAAAAGUGAUCAGAAUCGCAUAAUCAAUGGUAUCGACGCUCGGGUGCUUGAGCUGGGUCAUGGUUCCAUAGGGUGGGAUGUAUUUACUUUGGAUUAUGUCAUAGGAAAUCCCCUAUCUUUAGUGCUGAAUGUGGACGACAAUGACGGCAGGAAACAAUAUCUUAGAAUGUUCAAUUUUUUAUGGAGAAUCAAGAGGAACAAUUAUGUUUUCCAGCGAGAAUGGAAGCGAAAAAAUGCUCUGGUUCGAGACUUCAAAAAGCUCAAAAGAAGUGGGUUUCUCGUAAGAGAUAUAAUAGCCAAGUUGAACAAGGUUGAUAUUUUAAGGAACCAAUUUUUGCAUUUCUUGAGAAAAAUCGAGUUUCAUUGCCUUCAAAACAUUGUGCAAAAGGGGUUCGUGAAGUUGCAAAGUAGUUUAACGUCUUUGGAAGAGAAUUCCGAAGAAGGGCCUCGAUUUACCUUCACAAAAACUUCUUUGAAAGUUGUUGAUGGUAUAUUGGAACCUAAACAAGCAUAUUUGUCACAGCUUGCUCGUUUCGUCACGCCAAGCCAGACGCAAGUGCGCUACAACAUAGAUGAUCUGCGAUCUAUUCACAAUAGCUAUAUCCAAGGCAUCGUUUCCGAUCCGAUGCUCAGCUCCACAAAUCCGGACAAAGAAUUGGGCCCUUACUCUCGUCAGCGCUAUUCAACGACGCUUAUAAUACUUUUGGGAGAAAUGUCUCAGUUCAUCGAGCGUUAUACACAGUUGAAUGAUGUCAUAUAUGACAUUCUGAUUCAACUCAAUUUGCAUGGAGGCAGCGACGCUCACCCUUUGUUGGGAAUUUUCAAUGACACUUUGAAAAACGUUGUCUCUCGUUUCAAACUUGUUCAAAGUCAGUGUUUCGUUUUCAUUAAAGACGUUAAAGCAGAUGGGAAUCCGGAUUUGCGGAAUCUGAGCAAGAUUCUACGAUGA